Thunnus maccoyii (southern bluefin tuna) is the source of this 6007-nucleotide messenger RNA. RefSeq names its product BAF chromatin remodeling complex subunit BCL11B a (gene bcl11ba). The coding region runs from base 989 to 3538 and encodes 849 amino acids. The transcript is spliced from 3 exons. Gene Ontology annotation, cellular component: nucleus. Gene Ontology annotation, biological process: positive regulation of transcription by RNA polymerase II. The record is from RefSeq and is a predicted model, not a curated record. Gene Ontology annotation, molecular function: RNA polymerase II cis-regulatory region sequence-specific DNA binding; DNA-binding transcription factor activity. NCBI's taxonomy places the organism in Eukaryota, Metazoa, Chordata, Actinopteri, Scombriformes, Scombridae.
GUGCGCCACACACGCCCGAGUGUGUGCGAGGGUGUGAGAGUGGUGUGUGUGUGUGUGAGUGUGAGUGUGUGAGUGUGUGUGUGUGUGUGUCAAUGUGUGUGAAAGCCACCACUAGUCGCCCCCAGUGCUCUUCAGUCUCCACUCUCCCUUCUCACCGCAGACUGAACGUCACGUCCGCACUUGAACUUGAGUUUUCUCCCAUUGUAGAAGCCAGAGAGCCGCACAGAGCCGCACAGAGCCGCACACAGCCCGGGGAUGCGGGACUCUGCAGCUAGCACAAAGAGAAAAGAGGGUGGCAGUCUGUCCUCAAACCAGCAGUGGGCUUUGAUUUGAAGAGUUAAAGUCUAACCCGCCCGCCUGGCUGGCACUGCCAGUGCAGCAGAAGAAGUGCCCACCACUUGGCGACACCUCGAGAAGUGCCGAGAAGAAAAUUGGAUUCCUAUUUUACACACUUUCACACGUUAAUUGGCGUCCUUUCACCUGGUUUCUCCGGACAGGGACGCACGGUGUCCAGGGUGGCCGGAGAGUGGACACCGGUAGUGACUGACCAUCAGGAGGUGACCGCCGACCUCCCGUGUCUUGCCGCGUCUCUCCUCCACUCCGCUCCGCUCCUUUCUCCACUCUCCUCUGAUAGGUGGUGCGAAAGCGACGGAAGGAAAGCCGGACUAUCCCCCUCCCUCACCGCCACUGUAGAAGGGAGGCGCGCAACCACUUUGGCACCGAGCUCCGACCGAGCGCCCGGCCGCCCAGCGCUGCGCCACGGCCGGUCACCGCAGAGCGCAGGAGCCGCUUCCCGCUGGAGGGAGAUCCGUCGCGCCGGGGUCAGUUCGAGGGCCACAUUUGGGGCCAGUGCAGAGCGGUCACUUUGGGGUGGCCAGUGAGCGGCCGGUUUUGGGGUCAGUUUGCGGCCGGUAUACAGGAGCAGCAGGAGGAGAGCCGACCCUUCCAGCGCCGCUCUCCGGGCGAUGCCAGUGUAAAUGCCAGGGCGAUGUCCCGACGCAAGCAGGGGAACCCACAGCACCUGUCCCAGAGAGAAAUAACACCAGAGGUUGAGCAUCCAGAUGGCGGCCUGCUCUCUGACUCCCUACCCCCCCACCCGCUCAGCCUGCCUUCCCACGCGCUCGGCCUACCUCCCCACCCUUUGGACCCAAGUCUGGCCCACGCCCUUCCACCCGGCCUCCAUGCCGACCACGACCUGCUGACCUGCGGCCAGUGCCAGAUGACCUUCCCGCUGGGCGACAUCCUCCUCUUCAUUGAGCACAAGAAGAAGCAGUGCCAAACGCCGCUGCUGGCCAAUGGCUGCUACGACAAGAUGACUGACCGGGGAGGAGGAGGAGGAAGUCCGACUCUGCAGAGCCUUCAUCACCACGCCCAGCGGUUGGAGCUGAGGAAGGUGGUGGAGCCGGUGGAGAUCGGCAUCCAGGUGACACCAGAGGAGGAGGAGGAGGUGGUAGGAGAAAGGGGAGGAGGUGAGAGGGGAGCGAGGACGCCCAUCAAAGGAAUUUGCCCCAAGCAGGAGAACACAUCGGCAGGUGGCAGAGAUGAGCCUUCCAGCUAUAUAUGUACCACAUGUAAGCAGCCCUUUCCCAGCGCCUGGUUCCUGCUACAGCAUGCCCAGAACACCCACGGCAUUCGCAUUUACCUGGAGUCCAACCCCUCCAGCACAGCCCUCACCCCACGCAUCACUAUGCCUCCACCCAUGGGCAACGACUCCAUCCCGCAGUCCCCCCUCACCAACUUUCUUGGGGACAACAACCCCUUCCACCUCCUGAGGAUGACGGGCCCCCUGCUCCGGGAGCCCCCUCCAAGCUUCGUGGAGAGCCGCCUCCCUAACACACCUCCAUUUGUAAGCCCACCUCCCCGCCACCACCUGGACCCCCAUCGGCUAGAACGCCUUAGCGUAGAUGAAAUGGGCCUCAUCUCCCAGCACCCCAGUGCCUUUGAGCGGGUGAUGCGGCUAACACCCAUGGCCAUGGAGUCCCAGUCUAUGGACUUCUCCAGGCGGUUACGUGAGUUGGCAGGGAACAACAACAGCACCACACCACCGUUGUCACCAAGCAGGGCCAACCCUAUGCACCGACUACUAAACCCUAACCCAUUCCAGCCUGGCCCAAAAUCGCCCUUUCUGAGCACCCCUCCCUUACCGCCAAUGCCCCCAAACAGCACCACCCCUCCCCAGACACAAAACAAGGUCAAGUCCUGUGAGUUCUGUGGUAAGACCUUCAAGUUCCAGAGCAACUUGGUGGUGCAUCGACGCAGCCAUACUGGAGAAAAACCAUACAAGUGCCAGCUGUGUGAUCAUGCCUGCUCUCAGGCAAGCAAGCUGAAGCGCCACAUGAAAACCCACAUGCACAAGGCUGGAUCCCUGACAGGGCGCUCAGAUGAUGGACUGUCCACCACGAGCUCCCCAGAGCCAGGCACCAGUGAUGUCACAGGUGAGGGGAUGAAGAAUCGUGAUGGGGACUUCCAGGGGGAAGGCAAUGAGGAGGAAGAAGAGGAGGAAGAAGAGGAGGAACUUGAGAAUGAGAGUCGACCAGAAUCCAACUUCAGCAUUGAGUCUGAGUUCUUCCGGAACAGGGAGAAUGGUUCUAAACCGCCCUCAGAGGAGAAGUCAUCACUCGCCCUUGAGAAGAUGGUGGAAGGUGGGGGGCUCAACUCUAUACAGCAGUACAAUAAUUUGAUAGUUGACAAUCGUAAAAGGAUGCCCUUCUCCAAGAGGAGCUUGGAUGGCCAGCGGGAUACUGGGGACGAGGACUCAGUGGUUGGGGAGAUGGACCACCACCACCAGCAGGAAGAGAGGACAACCAUUAACGGUCGGAACUGUGGCUCCAGUGACUCUUUCUCAGGCCUGUUCCCCCGUAAGCCCACCCCCAUCACCAGCCCCAGCUUGUCCAAUUCCUCAAAUAAAAGGAUCAAGAUUGAGAAGGACUUGGACAUUCCCCCAGCACCCCACAUCCCUUCUGAGAACGUCUACUCCCAGUGGUUGGUGGGCUAUGCUGCCUCACGCCACUUCAUCAAAGACCCUUUCCUAGGCUUCACUGACUCCAGACAAUCGCCCUUCGCCACCUCCUCUGAGCACUCAUCCGAGAAUGGCAGCCUGCGGUUCUCAACGCCUCCAGGCGAUCUGCUGGAUGGCGGCCUAUCAGGCCGCAGUGGCACAGCCAGUGGGGGCAGCACGCCUCAUCUGGGUGGAGGAGCUGGCCCAGGCCGACCGAGCUCGAAGGACAGCAGGAGGUGUGACACCUGCGAGUUCUGUGGCAAGGUGUUCAAGAACUGUAGCAACCUGACGGUGCACCGGCGCAGUCACACUGGUGAGAGGCCCUACAAGUGUGAGCUGUGCAACUAUGCCUGUGCCCAGAGCUCCAAGCUCACACGCCACAUGAAGACACAUGGCCAGCUUGGUAAGGAGGUCUACCGCUGUGACAUUUGCCAAAUGCCCUUCAGCGUGUACAGCACUCUGGAGAAACAUAUGAAAAAGUGGCAUGGAGAACAUUUGAUGACCAAUGAGGUCAAAAUUGAACAAGCAGAGAGAACCUAAACCAGGUUUCCCAUUUCCAUACUCUGCGCCACUCUUUGACUUAAAAAAUAAACAAAAUGGGGUAGCUGGAUACUCUUUUUCUGAAAUAUUAAUUUUGGGUUAAUUUUGUGUUUUUGCCUAAGAAACUGCCAACUGAGAAAAAAGUGAAAACAGAUCUUAACACCAAUUGAAGCUGUCUAAACUGCCUCAUUUGGCGUUCCUUUUUAAACAAUCAGUCAGUUGAGUUAUAACAUAUGUGGAGCCUUUAACUGUGCAAUAAUUUCUGUAUUUAUUGGAUUUUGUAUUUUGGCAUGUGCAGGUACAUUUUUAUUUAGGCAUAUUUUUUAAAAUUUGUUUUAUUUUGAUUUUGUCUGUUUUUUUAAAACCCACAUUAUAUCCUGAGAGUUUUUUAGAAGACAAAAAAAUCCAUUUUAAGUAAUCAUUUUUGGCCGCUGCUUGUAGGAAAUUGUAUAUUAAGCUACACGUGUGAUUUCUUGAAGAGAAGCUGAAUUCAAUCUUCAAUUUGAAAGUGGCGUUAACUGAGAAUGCUAGAAUUAGUCUAUUUUGUGUGAUGACGAUACGCGGACAACAAUCCUUUGGCAUUGUAGCAUGAACUGACUCUAAGACAUGUCAAUAUAAUUGGAUAUUGAGCAUUGAGUGUCAUAUUUGAGAGUAAAUCUAAAAUCAAAGAGGAUCCCAAGGUUCAUAAACCCUGUCUCUUCCUGAGAACAUCAUUAUCAGCCAGAUUCUAUAAGGCAGCUGCUGACUGGUACUUAGUGCCAAGCCCUGACAACGCUACAACAACCAACCAUUUCUUCUGCUUCACCCCCUCCACUUACUACCAUCCUACAUACAUUCAUACAUCCAUGUAUUAUAUUUUGCAUGAAGCCAUAUGAUCUAGGCUAUAUUAUUUAUUAGGCAUAAACUGAGCAUGAAGCCAUGCUAGACGAGUACAUAGAGAUAGAUGGAAGAAUGGGACAGAGUAAGCACAGGGACAUCUCAGGGUGAGCUAUACUACUUUUCUUUAUUUACCUAUUCAUUCUUAUGUUGCCCUUCGGCAAACAACUUUCAAAGGAUUUCAAUUUCAUCAUCUGUUGAAAUAAUUAGGGCCAGUUGUGUCCUUUCCAGCAUCCCUUGCUGUCCCCUGCCACCCCCCCCUCCCGAUCCCACCCCACUCCCCAUUUCAAAGUGAUCAUAUGCAUUUAUAUUUGAAGUCACUGCUUCUAGUUAUAACAUGAAUUAGUUUAGAGAGGGCUAGAUGUAUGUGCAUACAUGGCAGUUGCCACAAAGAAAAUUUAACUCUCAGAUUUUAUUGUCAAAAUUUAUAAAAAUCAAUGCAAUGCAUUUGUGUUAAAAAAUUAGUAGUGAAUUUUGACUUGUACUGUCAUAGUGAUUCUAUAAUUGUAUAAGAUUAAUCUGAUUAUUGGAGUCAUCUCUCCGGGAAUCCAUUAAAGUUUCACUGUUAGUUGUGGGACAGUUUUGUCUAGAAGAGGAAAAUGUGUCAGUGUGCGCUUAAAUAGUAAGACAAGCAGCACCGCUUUGCUCCAUGCCCCCUUUAUUAUUUUGAUUAUCACAGCCCCAGUUUUCUUUUCUUCCACCUUCAUAGUGGCACUUUUAUUAUUCUUUUGAAAUCGGAUCUGAUUGUAAAAGAAACAUUCAGAGCUCUUAACAACAGGCCCGCACUUUAUGAUUUUCCGUCCGACACACACAGAGAGCUGGACAGAAACGGUACUAAAGGGUCUAGAGCUUGGGAUCUCCUGACACUGAAGUGCCCAGGGUUGUUAGGCUUGGCUUUCCCAAUGCUGGCACUAUAAAAUUGAAAAUAAAAAUAAUAAUAAUUUAUUUGGGACAGUUUUUGUACUGCCAUUCAAUUUGACAUGAGUGUGCCUUGAAUAAUGAUCUUCCUAUUUAUUGUCUCAGACAAAUGCAACACUUUUUAUGAAGCAUCAAAUUGAACGAGAAAAAAAAAAUUGUAAAAUUGUGUUAACUUGAAUGUGUAAUUUGACAUUUCAACAGAAUUAUUUAAAUUAUUACACAUAAAACAAUGCUGAAUUUAGGUUUAGGAGUACCCAGCACAAUAUUGAUGUGUCUGUGUGUGUAUAUAUGUAUGCAUAUGUACAUAUAAAGGCACAAACCUAUAUAUAGAUAUAUAUCAAAUUCCUCACUCAUAAGGAAAGACUCUGUCCCUCAACAGAAAAUUCCAGGAGUGGACAAAAGCCACACAAAAAGUCAAGGAAGAGACUGGAUAAAAAUCAGGAAAUGCAGAAACUAAAAAAAAAGAAUUUAGUGCACUCUGUCUUAAAAUAAGUUUACAGUAUUGAAACAAGUACAAGGGUAAAAUAAUAUUUGUGUGUAUGUGUGUUUUAAACAAACGAGUAUUUUUUUUUUUCCAGGUUUGCUUCUAAAGUUUCUCUGAAUGCCGUAGUGGCGAUGUGUAUAUUGUUUUUUUUUUCCCUUUUUCCUUUUUUUUUUUUUUUUUUUUGGUGACGG